ACUCGACAGCAGCCCAAGCUAGCAAGUGUUGCCUUGCUCUAUACGGCGCUGUUUUGGGACAAAAUAAUGUUUCAUUUUGUGGUCUAAAAGCACUUUUAGUUCGUUUUAAUCUUCAGGCGGAUGACCUUUGAGGGGAUUUAUUGUCGAGAUGAUUCCCACAGAGGACGCUUCUGCCCGGAAGAGGGAAAUUGAGGAGAAACUGAAGCAGGAACAAGAGACGCUGUCAUUCAUCCGCGAGAAUCUGGAGAAGAGUGAUCAGCUGACCAAUGGCAUGGUGUCCAUUCUGUCGUCGUUCGAGAGCCGCCUCAUGCAGCUGGAGAACUCCAUCAUCCCGGUCCACAAACAGACGGAGAACCUGCAGCGUCUGCAGGAGAACGUGGACAAGACGCUGUCGUGCAUGGACCACGUCAUCAGCUACUAUCACGUUGCCAAAGACACCGACCGGAUCAUCAGGGAGGGACCGACAGGCCGAUUGGAUGAAUACCUGGCUUGCAUUGCCAAGAUCCAGAAAGCUGUGGAAUACUUCCAGGACAACAAUCCCGACAGCCCCGAACUCAACACAGUGAAAGCCCGCUUUGAGAAGGGCAAAGAGUUAUUGGAGGCCGAGUUCCGCAGCCUCCUGACACGCUACAGUAAGCCGGUUCCGCCCAUCCUCAUCCUGGACGCCAUCAGCGUGGACGAGGAGCUGGAGGUUCAGGAGGACGUGGUCUUGGAACACUUACCUGAAGCCGUGCUCCAAGACAUCAUCUGCAUAGCUUGCUGGCUGGUGGAAUACGGACGGAACCAAGAUUUCAUGACCGUCUACUUCCAGAUCAGGUCCAGUCAGCUGGAUCGCUCCAUCAAAGGCCUCAAGGAGCAUUUCCGUAAGAACAGCGCCUCCUCCGGGGUCUUGUACUCGCCGGCGGUCCAAGCCAAGCGCAAAGACACGCCCACCAAGAAGGUUCCCAAGAGGCCAGCUCUGCUUUCUCUACUUCCUCUUCUUCCUCCUGGCUGUCGGGACCUUGCCGCCCCUCCCUCUCCUCGGGUCCCAGGGACCAUUCGCAAGGCUCAGAACCUUCUGAAACAGUACUCACAGCAUGGGCUGGAUGGGAAAAAGGGGGGUUCUAACCUCACACCUUUGGAAGGUUACGAUCACGACCUGCGGGUCAGACACAUCACUGACGCUCUGGCCGACAAGCACGGGGGCUCCGCAGGUAAAGACGACGUGCUGGACAUCGAGAUCGACUCGUACAUCCACUGCAUUAGCGCCUUCAUCAAGCUGGCGCAGAGCGAGUACGCCCUCCUGACGGAGGUCAUCCCCGAGCACCACCAGAAGAAGACCUUUGACUCCCUUAUUCAGGAGGCGCUGGACAACCUAAUGCUGGAGGGAGACAACAUUGUGUCUGCAGCUCGUCGGGCCAUCAUGAGACACGACUAUUCUGCUGUCCUCACCAUCUUUCCCAUCCUCCGACACCUGAAGAUGAACAAGUCCGACUUUGACACCACGCUGCAGGGCACGGCGGCGAGCACCAAGAACAAACUUCCCACGCUCAUUACGUCCAUGGAGACCAUCGGAGCCAAAGCUCUGGAGGAGUUUGCAGACAGCAUUAAGAAUGAUCCCGACAAGGAAUACAACAUGCCGAAGGACGGAACCGUGCACGAGCUGACCAGCAAUGCCAUCCUCUUCCUGCAGCAGCUGCUCGACUUCCACGAGACCGCCGGAGCCAUGUUGGCCUCGCAAGUACUGGGGGACACUUACAAUAUCCCUUUAGACCCCCGAGAGUCCAGUUCGUCAGCAAGCAGCUACACGUCCGAGUUCAACAAGCGGCUCCUCAGCACGUAUAUUUGUAAAGUUCUGGGGAAUCUUCAGCUAAACCUACUGAGCAAGUCCAAAGUGUAUGAGGACUCAGCUCUGAGUGCCAUCUUCCUCCACAACAACUACAACUACAUCCUCAAGUCUCUGGAGAAGUCCGAGCUGAUCCAUUUGGUAACGGUGACCCAGAAGCGUGCAGAAGGUUCCUACCGGGAACUGAUCGAGCAGCAGAUCCAGAUGUACCAGCGCAGCUGGCUCAAAGUCACCGAACACCUCACGGACCGCAACAUGCCCGUCUUCCAGCCGGGCGCCAAGCUCCGGGACAAAGAGCGCCAGGUCAUCAAGGACAAAUUCAAGGGUUUUAACGACGGCCUGGAGGAGCUGUGCAAGAUCCAGAAGGGUUGGGCCAUCCCGGAUAAAGAGCAAAGAGACUUCAUCCGGCAGGCCCAGAGGAGGGUGGUGUCGGACGCCUACAGAAGCUUCCUGCACAGGUGCGCCAACAUCUCAUUCACCAAGAACCCAGAGAAGUAUCACAAGUACCGUCCAGAUGAGGUGGAGGACAUGAUCGAGAAGCUCUUUGACACCUCCGCUUGAGCCCCGCCCCCAGUGUCCCCAGUGUUGUGUGCGUGCGUGCGUGAUUUAAUCAUGGCAUUAUUAAAAGCAAUGUUUGGAUGCUAAUUAGCAAAAUAUCUCCCCCUGCUUCCUGUCAGUCAGUCGUGGCUUUCCUGAGUUGUGACUGUACCUAUUGAUUAGGACGGGACGACCAGUGUGUUUCCUGCAAUAAUGAUGAAGAGGUCACAUGAUAUGACAGUUAUUAAACAAGUGACCUACGACCUGUUUGUCUCCUGCAUCUACUGAACAAGACAAAAACAAGACACGGGAAGAUGCGAGACCUCUGGGCGGCCAGCAGAGGGCAGCAGAAACGAUCUGAUGUUUAGUGAUGCUCUUCAGCGAGAUGACGUCCGGUCAACAUCCUGCAGGCAUGGCGGCCUGUUGGACCGGCUUGCGUGACGCAUCAGCAGAGGUGAACUUGAAGACUUCUUCUGCUGGGCAUCCUUCCCCACUUGCAGAGGACCCUGAAUGAUUACACCAGUCCACUCAGGACUUCGACCUCUGCUGCUCCUCACGCUUGCUCACAAGGUUCUGACUCGACCCGGACCUGACCCACUGCUCCACGACACCUCCACGG
Messenger RNA from Dunckerocampus dactyliophorus (ringed pipefish), 2981 nucleotides. RefSeq names its product exocyst complex component 7 (gene exoc7). The transcript is spliced from 22 exons. The record is from RefSeq and is a predicted model, not a curated record. NCBI's taxonomy places the organism in Eukaryota, Metazoa, Chordata, Actinopteri, Syngnathiformes, Syngnathidae. Gene Ontology annotation, cellular component: exocyst. Bases 149 to 2386 code for a protein of 745 amino acids. Gene Ontology annotation, molecular function: phosphatidylinositol-4,5-bisphosphate binding. Gene Ontology annotation, biological process: exocytosis.